Messenger RNA from Plutella xylostella (diamondback moth), 1527 nucleotides. RefSeq names its product protein artemis. Gene Ontology annotation, molecular function: 5'-3' DNA exonuclease activity; damaged DNA binding. NCBI's taxonomy places the organism in Eukaryota, Metazoa, Arthropoda, Insecta, Lepidoptera, Plutellidae. Gene Ontology annotation, biological process: double-strand break repair via nonhomologous end joining; interstrand cross-link repair; telomere maintenance. The record is from RefSeq and is a predicted model, not a curated record.
AUUAGAUUUUUGGAAGUUUUAUGUGGUUAACUUUAACUUGAUUGUUUUCUUUUUGUUCCUGUUUAUUUUCCACUUCAACGCAACGGAAGAUAAAUCAGCAGGAUCAAGGGAAAUAGUAAAUCAUCUAUUAUUAGUUGAGAUGUGUUCAAAUUCAAGGAUAACAAGUUCUUUUCAUGGUAAAAUAUUUGAAGUAGCUGGUAUUUCAGUCGAUAACUUUGAAGAACAUAAUUUACAAUCGCGAGCAUUCUUUCUAAGCCACUGCCACAGCGACCAUACAAAAGGACUAUUUAGUUCAAAACUUUUAAGAACUUUAGAGUGUAAUGGCAUCUACAUUUACAUGUCGGAGUUAACAGCUGCUAUCAUAUCUGAUGAUUGUAACGGCGAUGCAUCUCUUAUGAAUAAAAUUGUAACCCUCGAUUAUGGUACGACUGUUGUAACUUUGCCCAGUUAUUUUGGUUAUGAAGAGCAGCACUUAAGAGUGACAUUAAUAAAAGCAGGACACUGUUUGGGAUCAGUCAUGUUUUUAUUUGAAACCAAUGAAAGUACUGUUUUGUAUACUGGGGAUUUCAACCUACGCUUUACUGAUGUGAAACAAUUAGUUUCCUUGCAUGACUUAAACAAGAAACCCAUUAAAAUUGAUACCUUGUAUGUUGAUACAACAUUUAUUGAUUACGGCCAUGAAUACUUCCCAAAAAGAAGUGAAGUUAUGAAUGAGCUUAUGGCUGUUAUUAAAGAAUGGCUACAUAAGGACAACAAAAAUAGAAUUGCAUUAAGUUUGUCAGCUAAAUAUGGUUAUGAAUAUGUUUUUGCUGAAAUUUACAAUAAAUUGGGUAUGAAAGUUUACGUCAAUGAAGAGAGAUGGGCCUUUUACAGGCAACAUCCAAAUCUGGCUGCCGGAGUCACAAAUGAUGAACACAAGUCAAGGCUACAUGUAUGCCGUGGCUCCACUCACAGAUCCUGCAGUAUAAAACAAACAUUUGGCUUAAAUUUUUUGACUAUUAGAUUCUCUGCUAUGAUUUGGAGCGAGUAUGAAACGGAGACUUCAGGUGUGCAAAAAAUAUCUGAUGACAAAGUGAAUGUCUGCUUUGCUACACACUGCAGUAGGUCUCAAAUUAUAGACUUUGUUACUUACUUUAACCCCAAAAGAGUUAUAGGUUUCCCUAACAAAUAUGAAAGUGAUAGCAGUCCUUUUAAAGAAAAAGCAGAUGUUGAACUAAAUUGUAUUGUUACACCUCGAAAAAGAAAGAUAGAAUCACCAUUAUUUAAAAAAACUUCUGCUGUUGAUAAAAAGGUUGACAAAAAAGUACUCAAGAAUCUUUUUGACUUAUGAAGUGUUUUUUUUAAAGGUGGUCUGGUAAAGAUUGUUUUAAGCAAUAAGGCCACCUUUUUCUUUUGUUUUUAGUUUAUAAGUUUUUUUUGUAUUAUAUCCUUUUGGUGCAAAAAAAGAGUAUUGUAAUAAUUUUACUUUGCUGCCCAGUCCAGACUGAAAAUUAUGUGAUAGUUAUGUAUGAAAUAAUUUAUAAGAGU